This is a messenger RNA of Knipowitschia caucasica, 291 nucleotides long. Lineage: Eukaryota; Metazoa; Chordata; Actinopteri; Gobiiformes; Gobiidae. The record is from the annotation of a GenBank genome assembly.
AUGGCAUCCUUUGCUUCGGUGACGCAGCUGGCUUACUCCUCAUUGGUCGAUCGCUGGGACCCUCUGGACCCCGCUCUGGGCCUGGAGCCUCUGUCUGUCCGCAGGAACACGCCCUGUCUCUGGGUCCUGCUGUCCACUGUCCCUCUAGACAGAGGCAUGCUGGGAUACCAGCGUCCUGGGCACCAUUGCGACCUGUGGGGGGGUGUGGCCUCUGAGCACAAACCAGGAAGCAGGAAGAGGAGAGGGGGCGGAGCCAGAGCGCACCGCGAGAACAGGCCACAGAUAAGCUGA